This is a messenger RNA of Lymnaea stagnalis (great pond snail), 9280 nucleotides long. The record is from the annotation of a GenBank genome assembly. Lineage: Eukaryota; Metazoa; Mollusca; Gastropoda; Lymnaeidae.
AUUUUGUUCACAGAUGGGGGCAGUCACUUGAUGACAGGCUCUCUCACCCCACCUGAUAAACUCAAUGGUGAUAUUGUUGGGCUGCACUCACCAGGGAGUAUAGACAUGGCCACCAUUACGUCCACCAUGCAGGCUCCACCCUCACCACUGCCCACACCUUCGCCUCCCGCCCUCACAUCAAACUCCACCAGCUGCAGACAGCCUAUGGAAGUGGACACAUCGGUUGGUGGGGCCUUGUUCAACAGCAACUCUGUCCUGGGGUAAGUGUUAAUUUCUGUGAACAGACAUAUUGCUAAUAUUUUCUUCAGUUAGUUAUUUAACGUAACCUAUUCAAAUAGUCCUAAUAAGUCAAUGCCAUUGCAUUUAUUUAAUACUAGCCCACAAAAAUAAUGGCCACUGCAAUGGCCACUUUCCUUCUACAACAGUUAUUUGACUGAACAUGCAUUCAAGAAAAGCACUUUUUAAGAAUCUCAUUUAGUGCUAAUAAACUCCCCCAUCCCGGCACACCUCAGCACAUUUUUUAAGCCCCUGAACUAUAUCAAUAUUCUAAUGUCCCACCCGCUUUUACACAUAUUGAUUAAAUAUUUAAUUUGAGACUAUUUCUAUAAACCAAAUAAAAAUUAGUCAACAAAUUCACUUGCAGUAUUUUUAAGUAUCUCAUAAAGCGUAGUUAUAAGGAAUUUUAUAUUGUGCUCUGUUGAAUUCACCAUUACACCAUACCUUCUUUCAUGCCUAGAGAAGUAUAUUGAUUGAGAUUUCUAAAAGUGUUUUCUUUUUUUGCAGGCAAUUCCAGGAGCAAAGACUUACAAGGUAUGUGUUUAUGCAAUCUCAAUCUCUUCCUAAAUAAACCUUUCUCUUGCUCUUAUACUAUUGCUAUCUGACUAAAGUAAUGAAUCAAGCCUAAUCGAAAGCAAAUCUUUCUACUUAAUGUUCUAUAUAAUAUAUAUGUAUAUUAAUUUUUUUUUUAAAUCAAUUAAUUUUUUCUUUAUUUGCAGCCAUAUUUAUACAUACAUGUUUAGGACUUCUAUUCAUUAGGUUUUUUUAACUGAUCACACUGACUCUUGCAAUUUUGGCGUACAAUGUACUAUUUUGAGAUGUCUUUUACGAUUGUACACCAAGCUCUGUCAGAACUACAAUCUUAAGAGACCUGGUUGAAAAUAUACACAUUCUGGUAGUUUUUUUUUUCAGAUAAAAUAAAAUAUAAAUUAAAAGUGCAUUUUCGGUGGUUAAUUGGGGUGGUUUUUUUUGGAGGGGGGGGGGGGGGGUCUCGGUAUAAAGUAUGUACAUUCUUCAAAAAUAUUCUACAAUAUUCAUCCUGAAACUCUAAUGCUGUAAAGUAUCAUGCAAUCUUUUGUAGGAUUUAUCAUCAUAAUGCUGCCAUGUAUUUUCACAAAUGAACUGGCUAUAUUUUCACAAGUUGUAAGGAUAUUACAGUAAUACUUAGUCCACUGUAUGUUCAACUUGCAUGUGACUUAUAUUUUGUUGGGCUAUGCCAGCGCUUCUAAAAAAUUUGUUUCUCGCCACCCCUACCAAUUCAGGUUUUCACCAGGCUCUGUGUUAUAUUCUAACAAGUACACUUCCAAAUAAAAUAAAAUAUAGGGUUGGGUAAAAAUAAAUAUAACACGUAUGUAGGUCACUAACCGCCAUCUACUAACAGCAAACAGUAGUUACUCAAGUGGGUUACUGUUUGCACCAAGACCGAAAGAUGUCACAUUGGAUUAAAAGGGAAAAUUCCCCGUGAUGAAGCCACAGCAACCCAUAUAAAAAAAAAGUGUGGUCCCUGCAUGGACCAGUAAAAGUAUUAUUUAACAUCCCUUGUCCUUGUGAAGUAAAUGGAAUUUUAUAGUUUAAUUCACUGUAUUUCCUUUCUAAAGAUGAUUUUGAUUUUGGCACCUUUUGCUCCUGGCCCCAUUCUCAUGACCCUUCAAAAGGGCAAUGAGCAUCCAGGGUGAUGCAGCUUAUAAUCUGGGAGUCACUGGGUGCACCUCGGGAAAAAAAACCUGUAUCACAUAAUGUUAUAAAGAUUAUUGGAUGUUUUCUUUCUUUUUUUUAUUUCAGGGGGGGGGGGGUGCGCGAAAGUUCUGUGUACGUAUGCAAGGGGGUUUCUUUAAAAAAGUAUGCGUGCAACAAAGGGAGCCUGGGUCAUAAAAUUAAACUUUUUCUGUUGCAUACAUACUAUAUAGAUGGCCCCUCCUCACUUUUGUUUGCUUCGAUGCAGUUUGACGUAAUUUUAAGACAUAAUUAUUUCUUAAGGCUGAAUGGGGCAAGAAAAUUAGAGAAUGCAUUCUCAAUCGCUCUGUGCAGCAAUAUUAGAUUUCGACAUAUUUUAUAAGAUCUGAAGAAGCCUUUGACAUCUAUUUUUAAAAUUCGCAAAACAGCUGUAUGAUUUUUUAAUACACCCCCUUCCCUUCACCCAUUUACAGCUUUUGAUCUGACUUGGAUUUUGAAACACAUUAAAAUUCACCAGUAACUUUACUUUUAUCAGUGACAGACUGUGAUAAUGUAAUAUGCACAUUCACCUAAAUACUAACUGAUAUCUGUAGCAGAUACAAAUCUGCAAAACAAAGUAACCGCAGAUUGCAAUAUAAAUGUCAGUCAUCUACUUUUUACCUUCGGUUAACUUUUUUUGAUGUUCGUUUAACUUGAUCCCACUAGACAGGGAAUGCAAGUAGCUGUUGUAUACAUUAUAUAUACUGUAUGCUUAGUUAUUUACUGUUAAGAUACACUAUUGUACGAUUGUGUGAUGAUAUUGUACGAGUUUAAGACUAAACAGGUCUGUAACUCUGGCUUUCGUUCUUGGUAUGUGCUAAUUUCUCUUGGUAAACAGGUACCUGCUUUGUUAUGAAAAGAUCACUUUAUCACACUGAUCAAUAAUUUUCAUUUCAGAGAAGCCAUGAGGAAUUACCUGAGGAAAAAAGAUGACCAGACUCUAGUUAUUUUGCAUGCCAAAGUUGCACAAAAAUCCUAUGGUAAUGAGAAAAGGUACUGUGCUUUGUUUCUUAUUUCUAUGGAAAAAUAAGGUACACUUUUUUAAAAAACUUAUCUAAAAUUCAAAUUGUAAUUUACUUGCUUCAUCCUUCCACUCAUGCUGAUACACCAAUUUUAAAACAAAUAUAUUUUAUAACUAUAAAAAAAAAAUGCAAUGCAAAUUGAAUAUUUUUUUUUAUUUUUUAAAACAGCAUUUCUAGUGUAAAAGUUGAUGCCACUGAUACCUAUUAUGAAAUUGUAAAAUUGAUGUAUAGUUUUUGAAAAGUAUAAUUAUAUAACUUUUAUAAAAAAAAAAUUUUCCCUUGAAGAUUCUUUUGCCCCCCUCCCUGCAUCUACUUGUUUGGUAGUGGAUGGAAAGAAAAGCAAGAGCAGAUGGAGAAGGAUGGCGCAGCAGAGCAGGACACACAAGUCUGUGCAUUCAUGGGCAUUGGCAACUCUGACCAGGAAAUGGUGCAACUCAACCUGGAAGGAAAGGUGGGUGUCUCUCUGUUAACUUUCUUUGCUGCUUCAUUAAUUUCUGAUAGCCCUGUCAACAGUCUUUAGAAUAUUUUUAUACAAGUUCAAUUAUGAUGCUCUGUUGUUAUUGUCAUAGGUGACUACAUCUAUAGUAACAGUAUUUCAUAUCAGUUCCAGUACAACACUUCUACAUAACUAAUUUAGUCUCUUAGCUGCCUGCUUAGUUGUAAUCAAGGAUGUGGAGGCCUAGUGUUUUUUGAGGUGCUGCUUGGGUGGGAAAGAUGAACUGAAAUAUGUUCAAUUAUGUAAGAUAUUUUUCCUAAUUAUUAAAAGUGUUUUUGAGAGAGAGCCUUUGUAUUCCUGUAGGGAUGUGUUGUUACUUCAUAUAUGAAUGGAAACAUAGGUCUUUUUCAAGGUGUAUUAAGUUUAAAAUUCCUGUUUGCUUCAGAAGUAUUGCGCUGCCAAAACCCUGUACAUCUCAGAUUCUGACAAACGCAAGCACUUCAUGCUGACAGUUAAAAUGUUUUAUGGCAGUGGCCAUGACAUCGGUGUGUUUCAAAGUAAAAGGAUCAAAGUGAUAUCAAAGCCCUCCAAGAAAAAGCAGUCGCUAAAGAAUGCUGAUUGUAAGUUGGACUUUUUUUUUUUUUUUCCCUUUCUAAACAUUAUAGCUUUCCAUUAAAUCAUUUGACAUAAUAUGUCAUCACAUUUUUCUUAUAGUAAUGUUACAUUUACUCCUUUUUUUCCCAGUAUGCAUCGCAUCAGGCACAAAAGUGGCUUUAUUUAAUCGUCUUCGUUCUCAAACUGUCAGCACAAGAUAUCUCCAUGUGGAAAAUGGAAAUUUUCAUGCCAGCUCCACUCAGUGGGGUGCAUUUACUAUCCAUUUAUGUAAGUAGGUCGUGAACCACAACCCCCUAAUGUAACAUCAUAGGAAUUGUAGAAAUAUAUGUAGCAUAAACUGCAGAAAUGGAAGUACAUCAAUAAUGUUUAUUAAUUCAGAUUAGAAAUUUACCUGUAAAAAAAUUAAACCUUUAAUGUGACCCAAUACUGCCUAUGUUUUAAAAAUAUUUUUAAAUGGCACUAUAAACCAAUUUGUUUACAGUUAUUAUUAAUUCAUGGUCAUCAAAAAAUUUCUUGAGAUAGAGUUUUUUUUAAAAACCUUUAAACUUCCCUUUUGUUCGUGGCUGGCUAAAUCUUCAGACGGCUCAUUGACCCACUUCCCGUCAACCUAUCAAGCUGAAAUUCGGCACAUAGACUCGAUGCCGAUGACAACACAUUUUUUUCAAAUUUUCAGCCCUAUCACCCAGCCCCCAAAAAUUUGUUUUUCCUGUUUUUCAAUGGGAAUAGUAAGGAAAUAUGAUGACACAGAUUUUAUGAAAGAAAAUUUCCGAUAACUGCGCUAAAUGAGAUUCUUUUAAAAUAUCACAAGUGCAUUUGGUGGGUUAAAAUUUUCUUUUGUUUUUCUGAAAUGGUGAAAUAAAUCUGUGGUGUAAAAGUGAAGCAGGGGGCGGGGGGGACACGACUAAUUGGGAUUCAUAUAAAGUACAUUACUUGAAUACAUGUUUUGUCAACUUUUCAAACCCACCCCCCAAUGCUCAGUAUUACAUUUUAUGAAGGAUUUAUAUGAAAAAGUUUUUUUAAAUGGGUUUUUUUAAAUUUAUUAAUAAAUAAUAAAAUUAUGUUUAACAAAAAAUACUUAAUAAUUAAGCUCUUACUUUUUAUUAUCAUCUGAUUCUCAUCAGUGGAUGACGAUGAAGGUGAAUCAGAAGAGUUUACUGUCAAAGAUGGCUACAUACACUAUGGGUCUACAGUCAAGCUGGUCUGCUCAGUCACUGGGAUGGCCUUACCUCGACUGGUGAGUUUCUUGUUUCUGAAAUAAAAUUGUCACAAAAUUUGCUCUUCUGAAAGAUAAAUUAGAAAAGAGUGUUAAAAAAAAACCUUCAAGGAUCUUAUGAGGACUGUUGUCAGUGGCUUCAAGGUUCCCACCCCCCAAAACCCUCUUGGAGUAUCAUAAGAAUAGUUUAGAUUGUUUAAAAGUGGAGAAAAUGGCCUUAUUUUUUGGCUGGCUUUAAGUGGGCUUUUAUAUCAAUUUCUAUUUUGAAAGGCAUAUUCUGAAUUAAUCUCUUUUAAUUUGUUCUGAAGUUAUGAAGUAGCAUCGAAAAUAAUUUUGUGGCUAGGGGUCGCCACAGCAUGAGGAACUGUAUUUAAUGGUCGCAGCAUUAGGAAGGUUGAUAACCACUGCUUUAGAUGAUUCAUAAUAUUAAAACAUCCUGGUCAAUCUCCUCAAAUACAUUUUUAAACAGAUAAUUCGGAAAGUGGACAAGCAGACAUCUCUCUUGGAUGCUGAUGACCCGGUGUCUCAACUACACAAAUGCUCUUUUUACCUCAAAGACACAGAACGCAUGUAUUUGUGCCUCUCCCAAGAAAGGAUAAUUCAAUUUCAGGUAAGUAGGAUAAAAUCAUGAGUGAUACAAAAUAAUUGAGCCAGUCUCAAAUUGACAAAAUUUUACUGAAAUUUAUAUUGUUUAUUUUUUAAAUUUUGUUAUUACCCCUUUUUGAAUUCACCAGAUUCCACUUAAAAUUCCAUGUAUGUUUUUAAACAUUUUUCUAUUGAUUUCAUUCAUAUAUGUGUAUCUGUAUAUAAGCUUUGGGAAUUAUAGUUAAAAGUUUAUAUACAUUUUUUUAUUUUUUUAAAAGAGUAAAAGCUAUUGAAAGACUGAUGAUGUCAAGUGUCUGUGAUCUCACUGCACACUUCCCACUUGGCCAUGUCACUUUUUGUGAGACAACUCACAAUUUGUAAUUGUUCACAUUUAAAAUUGAAUUCACUGAAUUUAAGCUUGUGACAGUGGUGAAAAUUAUAUUUAAGAAAUGUCAUUUCUUUUCAGGCAACUCCAUGUCCAAAGGAAUCCAACAAGGAGAUGAUAAACGAUGGAGCAUCAUGGACAAUAAUCAGUACAGAUAAAGCUGAAUAUACUUUUUACGAGGGCAUGGGGCCAGUCAACAAACCUGUCACACCUGUUCCAGUUGUUAAUAGCUUGAAUGUAAGUCAAGAGCUGUCUUAACUGUUAAUACAUGAUUUUGAAGGGAAUACCUUUUACUAUUGAUAAGUCUACAUUAGAUGAGCUACUCUGGGGCACACAAAAGAUUUAUGAAGGCUAAUGAACUAUUCUGGGGCAUGCAAGUUACAAGGGCUACGUAGAGAAUUUUUUUAUUGUUUAGCCCUUUCAUAUUUAUAACAAAGCGCAAAGCAAAGGCUGUGAGCUUACCUUGAUAUUAAAAUGGAUAAUAUAAUUGACAGUUAUUCUUUUGAUAAACUUAUUUUUCAUGGUUGAUUUAGUGCUUUCAUUUUUAUUAUCAAAAAAAUAAAUUUAGCAGACAUUUGAUAUAGUACAUUUGAUUUCUUCUUUUGUUUUUAAAAAUUAGUUUCCAAAUUUUAGCUAGUUAUGUCCUUUUCCUUGGGAUAUGAGAGGGUUAACACCUAAAGUAGUUUAGGCAGGAGUGGGUUAAAAUCCUCUAUAACAUAAAGAAAUUCAUGCAUCAAUGAACUUAUUUUAAAAUUCCAAAUGGAAAAAAUCUAUGGGAAUCAUUCCCCAUAAGCAAUGUCACUGAUUUAUUUUUAAAAAUUGCUGUAAUAUUUAUUUAUGUUUUCAUGAACAGCUUAAUGGUGGAGGUGAUGUGGCCAUGUUAGAACUGAACGGGGAAAACUUCACAGCUGCUUUAAAAGUGUGGUUUGGGGAGGUGGAGGCAGAGACUAUGUAUAGGUGAGAAAGUGAAUGUAUUCUGGUGAAUGCCAUGUGUAGUCAGCAGACCUUAGUUUUCCAUAAGUUAAUCAUGUGUACAGGACUGUCAUGCACCAAUGAACUCAAUAGAUACAGCAACAGAAAUGUUAGUUGCCCUAGUGUAAAAUUUAGUCAACACUUGCUGUUGUUUACUUCAGAGCUGUGUGACAUAGUUUGGCGUAAUUUUGUGACAAAACAAUGUAUUGUUUCGGCUGAACCUUGUCGAUUACGGAAAUGGAGAAAACUACAGAUUUUAUUAAAAAAACUGCAACGUCAACUGCUCCACACACAGUGGUCUACUGCAGAUUUUUUUGUCUUGGAAGGGGGACAGCAAAAGCUUGGCCUGCCCUGGGUGGCACUAACCCUAGCUACGCCAUUGGCUGCAGGCUGCAAUAGUUUUUAGACUGUAAUGUCAACGGAAAAUAAAAUCAGGCUCCUAGGCUUAUUUCAAGACUGGCCCGCAUGCGCCCCGCCACGUAAAAUUUAUCACAAAUGAACUUAUUUCUUCAUUCAAUUAGCAAUUAUUUCAUUCUUGGCAUAAUCACACAUUUUGAAAAAUAUAUGCUGAGUCGUUACACGCCAUUUCAGCAUACUCGCCCCUUUUUGACUGAUUUAAAAAGAUAUUAUAAUAAAUAAUAAAAUUUAAAACAAUUUCACUAUUUUGCAAGGACUAAAAUUAAAGGAUUCUUGUAAUUACAGUUAGGUAAAGGGAACUUAUUUUCCACAAGCAUUACGCUUAAGUAUAGAAUUAGGCAAAACUAUAUUCACGUGUAUGCAAAACCGAUCCUACUAUUUUGAAUUUAUUUUUUUAAAUUCUGGGAAGGUGCCUCAGCCCCCUCAAAGUUGCAAUGACGGGGCCCAUUUUGUAAUAAAGCAAUGUAUGUAAGCGUCCACUACUCUUUGAAGUGACUUUUAUUAGACAUGCGAUGCAAAUAGUUAUUGUUUUCAUUAUACUGUAUUUUUGUUUAUUUACUAUUAAGAUACUGUUUUGUACAAUUUUGAGAUGGUAAAGUUCUAUUCUGAGAUGAUCUUGUACUAUAUUAGUGAACAACAAAAUCUCUGACAAAGGCUUUCAAGACUGUACACUAUUUGCAUGUUCUUGUUUUAAAGAGUAGUGUAAGUCAUGUUUGCUAGUUGUGCUAGUAAACCUAUCCUUGAUUUUUAAAUGCAGUCUGCGGAAGUAGUUAUUUCUUCAGAAUUGGGACGUGUUAUAGCAGUUUGGUUGCAGCUUUUGUUUUCAAUUUGUUUUGUAAUAGCAGGGAUAUUGCAUCUUACAAGCAUGUUUCUUAAGCCUCUGUCCCUAAGGAAUGCAAAAGGGUUGCAGACCUGUUAACUCUUACGAUUUUGGCAUACAAUGUACGAUUUUGAGGCCUAAAUAUUAUAUAUACUGUGUUUUUUUAACUAUUCAGAUAAUGUAUUGAACGAUUUUGUGAGGAUAGUGUACGAUUUUAAGAGUUGGAAGGUAAAGAGGUCUGGGGUUGGGUUUUUUUGGGGUCUACCAUGAGGAUGUACCAGUUCUCAAGAACAAUAUGAAACUAUAUAGGUUUCUACUUCUAUAUUUUUACAGUAUUUUCAGAUAGAUUAAAAACAAUACUUUUAAAGUUUUUUGUAGACGGAACAGUCCGAUUGGACUCCAUUCUAAUUUCUAUGUGAUUUACAUGUAAUUAUUGUUUGAUGAACAGGUGUGAUGAUAGCAUGUUGUGUGUGGUACCAGAUAUCUCUGCAUUCCGAUCUGGGGGUGUGAGAUGGGUUAGGCAACCAUUACAGGUAAGCAUUACUUGACAGAAUACAAACGUUAAUUUUUAUUUUUUAAUUUUCACAAGCUUGUUUUGUUAACCACCAGUCCAGAUUCUCUGACCAACUAUCCCUUGCUUGUUGCAGGUCCCUGUGUCUUUGGUGCGCUGCGAUGGUGUCAUCUACUCCACUGGACUCAUCUUCACCUACACGCCAGAGCCUGGACCACACCAACACUGCAAGGAGGUGGACAGAAUCUUAGGGCGUACCCCUGCCAGUCCAGACUCUACCUCAAACAACAAUUUCAGCAGUUUAUGAUAGCGGUG